Molecule: messenger RNA, 3597 nt
Organism: Beta vulgaris subsp. vulgaris (sugar beet)
Lineage: Eukaryota; Viridiplantae; Streptophyta; Magnoliopsida; Caryophyllales; Amaranthaceae
Gene: SBSPS1
Product: probable sucrose-phosphate synthase
Biological process (GO): sucrose metabolic process
Molecular function (GO): sucrose-phosphate synthase activity; sucrose synthase activity
Source: RefSeq, marked provisional
GAAGCUCUGAACUUCAAAAAUGGCGGGAAAUGAUUGGAUAAACAGUUAUUUAGAGGCAAUUCUGGAUGUGGGUCCAGGACUUGAUGAUGCAAAAUCAUCUUUGCUUUUGAGAGAAAGAGGCAGGUUUAGUCCUACUCGUUACUUUGUUGAAGAAGUUAUCACUGGUUUUGAUGAAACCGACCUUCAUCGUUCAUGGGUUCGGGCACAAGCAACAAGGAGUCCUCAAGAGAGGAAUACUAGAUUGGAGAACAUGUGUUGGAGAAUUUGGAAUUUGGCUCGUCAGAAGAAGCAGCUUGAGAAUGAAGAAGCUCAGCGGAAGACAAAACGUCGUAUGGAGCUUGAGAGGGGUCGUCGAGAAGCAACUGCUGAUAUGUCGGAGGACUUAUCAGAAGGCGAAAAGGACAUUUCAGCUCAUGGUGAUAGCACCCGUCCUAGAUUGCCAAGAAUAAAUUCUCUUGAUGCUAUGGAGACAUGGAUUAGUCAACAAAAGGGAAAAAAACUCUACCUUGUUUUGAUAAGUCUUCAUGGUUUGAUACGAGGUGAAAACAUGGAACUUGGCCGUGAUUCUGAUACUGGUGGUCAGGUUAAGUAUGUGGUUGAGCUUGCAAGGGCUCUAGGUUCGAUGCCAGGUGUUUAUAGAGUUGAUUUGCUAACUAGGCAAGUUUCAUCUCCUGACGUGGAUUGGAGUUAUGGGGAGCCUACUGAGAUGCUGAAUCCAAGGGAUUCCAAUGGUUUUGAUGAUGAUGAUGAUGAAAUGGGAGAGAGUAGUGGUGCUUACAUUGUUCGUAUACCAUUUGGGCCGAGGGAUAAGUAUAUCGCAAAAGAAGAGCUUUGGCCCUAUAUUCCUGAAUUUGUUGAUGGUGCUCUAAACCACAUAGUUCAAAUGUCCAAAGUUUUAGGUGAGCAAAUUGGUAGCGGGGAAACAGUUUGGCCAGUUGCCAUUCAUGGACAUUAUGCUGAUGCUGGUGAUUCUGCUGCUCUUCUUUCUGGUGCCCUAAAUGUUCCAAUGCUUUUAACGGGGCAUUCUCUUGGCCGAGACAAGUUAGAGCAGCUCCUCAAACAGGGUCGAAUGUCUAAAGAUGACAUAAACAAUACAUACAAAAUAAUGCGUAGGAUAGAAGCCGAAGAGUUAUCACUUGAUGCCUCUGAGAUAGUCAUAACUAGUACAAGACAAGAAAUAGAAGAGCAAUGGCGACUCUAUGAUGGGUUUGAUCCUGUGCUAGAACGUAAACUCCGUGCUAGGAUGAAGCGUGGUGUAAGCUGUUAUGGAAGGUUCAUGCCCCGGAUGGUUGUUAUUCCUCCUGGAAUGGAAUUCAAUCAUAUUGUUCCACAUGAGGGUGAUAUGGAUGGUGAAACAGAAGAAACUGAAGAGCAUCCUACAUCACCUGAUCCACCUAUCUGGGCUGAGAUUAUGCGCUUCUUUUCUAACCCAAGGAAGCCAAUGAUACUUGCCCUUGCUAGGCCUGACCCGAAGAAGAAUAUCACGACUUUGGUCAAAGCAUUUGGAGAAUGCCGUCCACUAAGGGAGCUAGCUAAUCUUACUCUUAUAAUGGGUAACCGAGAUGGUAUUGACGAGAUGUCAAGCACCAGUUCUUCAGUUCUCCUGUCAGUGCUUAAGCUAAUUGAUCAAUACGACCUUUAUGGUCAAGUAGCAUACCCCAAACAUCACAAGCAAGCUGAUGUUCCUGAGAUUUAUCGUUUGGCAGCAAAGACAAAGGGAGUCUUUAUUAAUCCAGCUUUUAUUGAGCCAUUUGGGCUGACUCUAAUAGAGGCAGCAGCUCAUGGUUUACCGAUGGUUGCUACGAAAAAUGGAGGCCCUGUUGAUAUCCAGAGGGUCCUUGAUAAUGGUCUUCUUGUGGAUCCUCAUGAGCAGCAGUCUAUUGCUACUGCUUUGCUGAAGCUUGUUGCUGAUAAGCAACUAUGGACAAAAUGCCAGCAAAAUGGACUGAAAAAUAUUCAUCUCUACUCUUGGCCAGAGCAUUGCAAGACAUACCUAUCUCGAAUAGCCAGUUGCAGACAAAGGCAACCACAGUGGCAAAGAAGUAGUGAUGAAGGGCUUGACAAUCAAGAGCCUGAAUCUCCAAGUGAUUCUUUAAGAGAUAUAAAGGAUAUAUCUCUAAUUGAAGUUCUCGUUAGGGAGAAAAGGGUGAAGACGUUGAAAAUCUUGGGAUUGAUGACAAAAGCAAAUUCGAGAAUGCUGUUAUCAUGGUCUAAUGGUGUCCAUAAGAUGCGGAAGGCUCGGUUCUCUGACAAAGUAGAUCAGGCUUCUAGUAAAUAUCCAGCAUUUAGGAGGAGAAAACUUAUAUAUGUUAUUGCUGUAGACGGGGAUUAUGAAGAUGGACUUUUUGAUAUUGUUCGGAGGAUAUUUGAUGCUGCUGGCAAGGAGAAGAUUGAAGGUUCCAUCGGGUUUAUAUUGUCAACAUCCUAUUCUAUGCCCGAAAUUCAGAACUAUUUGCUAUCAAAAGGCUUCAAUCUUCAUGAUUUUGAUGCAUAUAUAUGCAACAGUGGGAGUGAGUUGUACUAUUCAUCUUUGAACUCAGAGGAGAGUAAUAUUAUAGCAGAUUCAGAUUACCAUUCACACAUAGAGUACAGAUGGGGUGGAGAAGGCCUUAGAAGGACUUUGCUUCGCUGGGCAGCUUCCAUCACAGAAAAAAAUGGUGAAAACGAAGAACAGGUUAUUACUGAAGAUGAAGAAGUUUCUACGGGUUAUUGCUUUGCGUUUAAAAUAAAGAACCAAAAUAAGGUUCCCCCUACGAAGGAGCUCCGCAAGUCAAUGAGGAUUCAAGCUCUUCGUUGCCAUGUGAUUUACUGUCAGAACGGAUCUAAAAUGAAUGUGAUUCCAGUACUAGCAUCCCGUUCUCAAGCCCUCAGGUAUCUUUAUGUUCGUUGGGGAGUUGAGUUGUCGAAGAUGGUUGUCUUUGUUGGAGAAUGUGGUGACACAGAUUAUGAAGGCUUGCUUGGCGGGGUCCAUAAAACCGUAAUACUGAAGGGAGUCUCCAACACUGCUUUAAGGUCUCUCCAUGCCAACAGAAGUUACCCUCUUUCACAUGUCGUGUCGCUUGACAGCCCCAAUAUUGGCGAGGUGAGCAAAGGGUGCAGCAGCUCCGAGAUCCAGUCCAUCGUCACAAAACUCUCCAAAGCUUAAUCAGAUAUCUGCUGCUUUCUUUUGGGUAAGCAAGGUUUCAUCUUAUAUGAUUAUAUCAUAAGAUACUAUAUAAGCACCUUAUUGGUAAGUCAGUCCCAUAAUAAUAAUGUACUUCAGAACCACAAUACUUAAAAGUUGGUUCAGUAGUGAUUAGUCUCAUAAUAAUCAUAUAAUUACACAUCCGCUGUUAACUAGUGGUAAUAUCUAAGCUCAACAAUAAAGAUGUAAAAUGCUAGUAUGGAAAUGAAUUGCUAGCUGUUGAUCUCUUUCCCUUUAUUCUGUAUUAUUUCUUUCCUCAUCUCAUGUAAAAACAAUUUUCUGAAGGUGUACAGUUUUUUCCCCUUAUAUAUCUGUAUUAUUUCUACUAUUUUUUGUUUGUAAGAAUAUCCUCUCAUCGAGGAGUGAUAAUUAAAUAACCGGCUUGCUAAAUAUAAAGCUUAUUCGAGUUAAAA